UGCACUUUGACAGCGGAAGUAGAGACACACGAAAUGAAGACGAAUUCGUAAUGUAAAACAAAUAAAGCACAAGCAAUGCGGGAAGAGACAUGUACGUCACACAACACUACCUCUUUUAGAAGAGUCUAACCACGACGACCAUUUGUCCUUAUUUCAAUAACUCCUCCUCCAACUCCACCACAACAACGUAUGCUGGACCACUCCUCUUCAAAAGCUGAGGUAGACAGUGGUGAGACGACCACUCGUCCGAACAUCAUGGACGCAAGGCAUACUGGGAAUGUGCAGUCUGUUCACACCAGAGAUGCUGCGGUGUGGCAGCAAACGCGCAGCCUCCUCUACAAGAACCUGCUCAUCAAGUGGAGGACCAAACAACAGAGUUUGCAGGAAGUGAUCCUCCCGCUGCUCCUGUUGGCUCUCCUGAUCCUUAUCAGCACCCACAACCCUCAUGUGUCGUAUGGUGGUAUCGGCACCAUGGAGCUAGAGCGGGAAGACUACAUCUUCAAGGGCGUGGGCUACACGCCAAUCACCAACAUCACAAACCAUAUCAUGGAGGAGGUGGCCCAGGAGAUGCACAUGGACCGUUUGGAGAUGUUCGCCAGCGAGGAGGACCUGGAGAACGCCAGCCUGUACGAGCCCUCCAGCUACGUCGGCGUGGUGUUCACAGACGCCUUGGCAACCUCGUACAGGCUACGCUUCCCGUACAACCAGCUGCCCCAGCCCAGCGACUACACGGAGUCCAUUGCCAACUGUUUCACCAGCUCAGUCAACUGCAGGGCGGCUAAUUACUGGUACUCCGGCUUCAUCCGCCUCCAGUCGCUGAUCGACGCCGCCAUCAUCCAGAUGCAGACCAAGCGUGCCGUGUGGAGCGAGAUGGACCUGAAGGUGGUCAUGAUGGGCCAGCCGGGGUCUGUCGAAGUGCAGAAGUUCCCCCACGCCCUCAUAUCCAUCUACCUGGUUCUGGCCUUCACCCCCUUUGUCACCUUCCUCAUUGUGAACGUGGCGGCCGAGAAGGAGCACCGCCUCAAAGAUACCAUGACUAUGAUGGGGCUGUACGACUCCGCCUUCUGGAUGUCAUGGGGCCUCCUGUAUGCUGCACUGGUGACCGCCAUGUCCGUCCUGAUGUCCGUCAUCGCCACAUACACGGCACUUUUCCCCAACAGUGACUUCUUUAUCAUCUUUUCCCUCAUCUUCCUCUACGGAAUAUCUUCUAUCUUCUUCUCCUUCAUGCUGACGCCGUUAUUCAAGAAGCCAAAGUUUGCCAGCACGGUGGGCUCCAUGUUGACGGUGGUCUUUGGAUGUCUGUCCCUUUUUACAGUCCUGAUGAAGGACUUCCCCCAGCCGCUGGUCUGGAUCCUCUGCCUGCUCUCCCCCACUGCCUUCUCCAUCGGCAUCGCACAGGUGGUGUAUCUGGAGGCUCAAGGAGAUGGAGCUGUGUCCUCCUCCCUGGCUAACGGCCCUCAUCCGCUCUAUGUGCCGCUGCUCAUGCUGGUUCUGGACUGCAUCCUCUACCUGCUGAUGGCCAUCUACCUGGACCAGGUGCUCCCAGGCGAGUUCAGAAUGAGGAGGUCCUUGCUUUACUUCCUCAAACCGUCCUACUGGUCCAAACGCAGCAAGCGCUACGUGGAAGUCAGCUCAGUGUACGACGUGGAGGCCAAUGGCGCUCCCAGCGCGGGCGAGUCCAUUGAGCCCAUUUCGCCAGAGUUCCGAGGCAAAGAGACCAUUCGCAUCAGCAACAUCAGCAAGGUGUAUAAGGACAAGGACAACACUGUGGAGGCUCUCAGAGGUCUGAGCUUUGAUAUUUACGAGGGCCAGAUUACAGCUCUGCUGGGCCACAGCGGCGCCGGGAAGUCCACUCUCAUGAACAUCCUGUGCGGCAUCUGCCCGCCCACCGACGGCUCGGCCUCCAUUUACGGCUCCCCCGUAGCCGAGAUGGCGGACGGGCCAGAGAUGAAGCAGCUGGUGGGAAUAUGCCCGCAAUUCAACAUCACAUUCGACGUGCUCACGGUGGCGGAGCACCUGAGGAUAUUUGCCGCCAUCAAAGGGAUCCCGGCUGCGGACGUUGACGCCGAGGUGACCAAAGUGCUGAAGGACCUGGACUUGGAGAAGAUCAUGACGGCUCAAGCCAAGAAUCUGAGUGGAGGCCAGAAGAGGAAGCUCUCUGUGGGCAUUGCCAUUCUGGGAGACCCUAAGAUCCUGCUCUUGGACGAGCCGACGGCGGGCAUGGACCCCUGCUCCAGACAUCAGGUCUGGUCUCUCCUGAAGAGCCGUAGGGCGGGCCGGGUCAUUGUCCUCAGCACACACUACAUGGAUGAGGCGGACAUCCUCGCUGAUCGUAAAGCAGUCAUCUCUCAGGGCCAGCUGAAGUGUGUCGGCUCGUCCAUGUACCUCAAGAUCAAGUGUGGCGUGGGAUAUCAUCUCAGGAUGUCCAUCAGUGACCGCUGCAAUGCAGAGAAGAUCUCUUCACUGGUGGAGCAGCACGUUCCCAAGGCAAAGCUGGCUCGACAACACGAGGCGGAGUUGACAUUCACGCUGCCUUUUGACAGCAUGGACGCGUUUGCAGCUUUGUUCUCAGACCUCGACUCUCGACACGGCCUGGGCCUCAUCAACUAUGGUGUUUCCAUGACAACACUGGAGGAUGUCUUUCUGCGUUUGGAGGCGGAGGCAGAGGUGGACCAAGCAGACUACACCGUCUUCAAUCGGGAGCCAACCGAGGACGAGGGCGACGGCGUCCCCUCAGACGACACGGACCAGCGGCUGUUGACGUUCUCUGACUCGUCGGACGUGGUGUCAGGUCAAGCCCUGUGGCGCCAGCAGUUCAGCACGGUGGCGUGGCUGCACAUGCUCAACAUGUGGCGCGAGAGGAAGGCCUUUAUUUAUACCCUGGCCCUGUUCCUGGUGUUUGUUGCCGCCGUGCUCGUCCUGUCUUUGACCACAGGAAACAUCCAGAUCCACUCACCGGGCCGCCAGUUCCUCCCCAUCUACCUCCUCCGCAGGAACCAGUCCCCCCACAGAUACGCCACCAGCCUCCUCAUUCAGAACUCGUCAGGCUCGGACAUUUCUGACCUCAUCUAUAACCUGGAAUCCCAGGACAUUAAGGUGGAAGUGAUGAGGCACGCCGACUACAUGGCAGCCGCUCCCCACAGUGCCGCCAUCAACGUCACAGGAUCCAACAAGGGCUUCAGGUACAGCGUGGCCUUCAACAGCACCACGGUCCACUCCUUACCAAUGGUAGUAAAUAUUCUCAGCAACGCGCUGCUGAGAGGUCUGAACGGUACCGGACGCAUCAGAACUUGGACCAAACCAUUUGACUAUCAAAUCCCUGAGUCUACGUCCUACGUGCUGGUCUUCAUAGAGGCCAUCUUGCUGGGAAUGCUGGCGGCUGGCAUGCCGGCCUAUUUUGCCAUGGACCACACUCGAGACCGAGAGCUCAAGUGCCGCUCCACACUGCGCAUCUCCGGGUUGCUACCGUCAGCCUACUGGUGCGGCCAAGCAGCCGUGGACAUGCCCUUCUACUACCUCGUCCUGUCCUGCAUGACCACUGUCCUCUUCUCCUUCCACACUGGCAACCUGCUCACCUCCGGCAACCUCGGCGCAGUGGUCCUUUGUACUGUUGGCUUUGCUCCGGCCGUGAUCCUCUUCACGUACGUCUUCUCUUUCGGCUUCACACGAGUCCAGAGCAACAAGGAUUUCUUCUCAGUCAUCUCCAUGAUGGUGUGUGUGGUGUCGGCUUCGCUGGUUCACCUGCCGCUCGUAAGCGACAGCCCCGCCGUGACCCGAGGUCUGCACAACGCCUUGUGUGUCCUCAACCCGCUCUACCCGCUCAUGGGCUGCCUCAACUGCAUCACCAAGGCCACCUUCCUCCCUUCCCACUAUGAGGAGAACUUCCUGUGGAACAACCUGCUCAUUGCCGUUUUAGCCCCUUACCUCCAGUGCAUCCUGCUGAUGUUUGUGCUCCGCUGGCUGGAGGCCCGUCACGGUGGCAGGACCAUGAGAAAGGAUCAGUUGUGCAGGAUCUCAUGCAAGACCAAGCCCAAAGCGGAGCGCAACCCAGACGAGGGGCUGAACGAGGACGAGGAUGUUCAGAUGGAGAAGGCGCGGGUGAAGGAGGCGCUCAGCCGCCAGUCAUGUGAGGAGAAGCCGCUGGUGGUUGUGAGUAACUUGAGGAAGAAGUACAAAAAUCGGAGAGAAGACGUGUCCCUCAACAAGAGUGGGAGAGUGGCCACCAAGAACGUUUCCUUCUGUGUUCGUAAAGGUGAGGUUCUGGGACUGCUGGGCCCGAAUGGCUCAGGAAAGAGCACCAUCAUGCACAUGCUGUCCGGUGACUUGGACCCCACUGCAGGACAGGUGCUGAUGGGAGAGUUUGGGUCGGUGGACGUGCCGCUGGAGCACGUGGGCUACUGUCCCCAGGUAAACCCUCUGUGGCCCAGGAUCACUCUGCAGGAACACCUGGAGAUCUACGCGGCCAUCAAAGGCCUGAGAGGACAGGACGUCCCUGGGAUCAUCAAACGUGUGGUGAACGCUCUGGAGAUGAAGGAGCACGUGCACAAGCAAACCAAGAGUUUGUCAGGAGGACUGAAAAGAAAACUGUGCUUUGCGUUGAGCAUGAUUGGGAACCCUCAGAUCGUCUUACUGGACGAGCCGUCAUCAGGGAUGGACCCUAAAUCCAAACAGCGCAUGUGGAGGGCCAUCCGUGCUGCCUUCAGGAACCGUCAGCGCGGUGCCGUCCUCACCACGCACUACAUGGAGGAGGCGGAGGCCGUGUGCGACCGUGUCGCUAUUGUGGUCUCAGGCCAGCUGAGGUGCAUCGGCUCCAUCCAGCACCUGAAGGGCAAGUACGGCCGAGGAUACAGUCUGGAGGUCAAGCUCAGGGAGGGGCUGGCCGGGCUCCAGCAGGGGGCGCUGUUGCACAAAGAGAUACUCCGCAUCUUCCCCCAUGCCUCGCGGCAGGAGAGCUUUGCUACAACGUUGGUGUAUAAAGUCCCCAUGGGGGACGUCAAGUCCCUGGCCACAUCCUUCUCUGAGUUGGAGCGCGCAAAGCAAAGCUUCAACUUUGAGGAGUACAACUUCUCGCAGUCCACUCUGGAGCAGGUCUUUAUGGACUUUGCCAAGGAGCAGGAGAACGAGGACGACGAGGUGGGCUCGCUCAGCACGACCUUCCAGUGGCGCCGGCUACCGCAGGACGCUUCUGUUUGUGCCAACCGCGGCGACAGCAUCGUGCACCAACUGUGACGUCCACCUCAGAGGAAAGUGUGUGUGUGUGUGUGUGUGUGUGUGUGUGUGUGUGUGUGUGUGUGUGUGUGUGUGUGAGGCCACACCCACUGGUCCUUCUACCAGUGUGUUUUUUUAUCUGUCUGUGGUGUCAUUAAUAAAAGGUCAUGUGAUAUAACAGCUUCCUCUGUCGGAGGCUGUGGUCACUCUGAACAUUUUUACGCACGACAAACAAAAGCGAGCCGUCCACGAUGCCACCAAAGCGGCACACGUGCUGGUGACAUUCGUGUCGGCAGAACAUUGCUUAUUUUGUGAACCGGCGCCCCCCACCUCCUCAUCAUUUGUCACCAGCAUGCACGUGUGGACGUCCAGAUGAGACGAGGCCGCCCUCCCUCCCCUGUGCGGGGGUUACGGCCCCAACAAGUCGCUCGGGGGACUGUAGAGUCGAAUAUGCACGCAGUACAUGUAGCACACGUUGGCAAGGACACACUCCUCCAACACGGGAGGGGCGACGCUUAACUCCUCUGUCACUUUUUAUGGAUUUAUACUCAUGAAUGUAAGCUCCAAUGGGGGCGGGGGCUUGCGUGGUCGUCGUUCUUGUCACCCGGUGUUGUGUGCGUGUGUAUACACAGUGUUUAAUAUACAAAUUGUGUCUGCAUUAUUUAACGUACAUUUGGUGCAUCAGCAAAUCAGUCAAUUGUAAUUUUCUUGACAUUCAGGCGACAUGAAGAAGUGAAAGGGAAUUUUAAACUCAGCCUUUGAGGUUGUGGUGGACUUGAAAUGAGGCAGGAGGCUCAUGUUUACUUUGAAACAGUGAUGAGAUGAUUUCUUUUGUUGCCUUUUCUUCUGCUGUGUGUGUUCAUGUCUUGUCUGCGGGAUCAUCUUGUGGGACUUCAUCCUGGCAAGAAACUGAAAACAUAUAUAUAUAUUUUUAUUUUUUUUAUUUGUUUUUCUUCAUGUCCUGAAACUAACAACCUGAAUUGGCUUCCACGCUUGGUUUUCAGGUUUUAAAGACAUGCAGAGGAUCGUCAGUGGGCUCCAGCUGCGUCCUAAAAUCAGUUUUGCAAAGAAUCGGAAUUCAUCAAGACGCAAAAUACACUGGCUCACUGCCUCUAAUGGUCAGACUCGGUGAGCGCAUGUCGGCGCCUUUUGUUGCAGUUUUCCGUGUUUUUUUCCACUAUGCACGCUUGAAUGGGGAUUUUAGCACAGCAGUACAUGACAAGUCUGGAAGUUGCUUUUGGUGUUUUGUGGCUGUCAAAAACUUGAUUUAACUGCGUCAGUUUUUGCACACAUGUAGCCUUGUUUCCUUAGGUGGGGACAAGAUGGAGGACACUGGCUGUGUGUUGUCGGGAUGUCAUGUUGCUAGGAUAUGUGUCUUUUAUAUUUGUUGUUUGUUUUCCCAAGUGCAAUGAAGGCUUUUCUUGAAGCAUCCGUGUGUGUCUAUUUGCACCGUGUAGCCACCCAAGCAUCACGACUCAUCCAGUUGAUGUUGAGGCACGCACAACCAAAAUGUAGAAAGUGGAGCAUUCCCACCUUUUGGCAAGAAACUGGAGCAGGACUUUCUUGGUGCUGGUCAAAUUGCACUACUUCUGGGAAGUUUUAUAACUUUAUAUUAUGCAACUUUUGAAAGACACUGUGUUCUGAAUUUGUUUAUCUGUGUGUUGUGUUUUGCCUUCUGUAUUGCCACAAAGUCUGGAUGGACCUUUUCAUUAAUAAAU
Messenger RNA from Dunckerocampus dactyliophorus (ringed pipefish), 6926 nucleotides. It is a transcript of the gene abca5, whose product is annotated as ATP-binding cassette, sub-family A (ABC1), member 5. The record is from RefSeq and is a predicted model, not a curated record. NCBI's taxonomy places the organism in Eukaryota, Metazoa, Chordata, Actinopteri, Syngnathiformes, Syngnathidae. The coding region runs from base 190 to 5229 and encodes 1679 amino acids. Gene Ontology annotation, molecular function: ATP hydrolysis activity; lipid carrier activity; ABC-type transporter activity. Gene Ontology annotation, cellular component: intracellular membrane-bounded organelle; membrane. The transcript has 39 exons. Gene Ontology annotation, biological process: transmembrane transport; lipid transport.